Messenger RNA from Zalophus californianus (California sea lion), 1309 nucleotides. RefSeq names its product epididymal secretory protein E3-beta-like. NCBI's taxonomy places the organism in Eukaryota, Metazoa, Chordata, Mammalia, Carnivora, Otariidae. The coding region runs from base 1 to 489 and encodes 162 amino acids. The transcript has a single exon. The record is from RefSeq and is a predicted model, not a curated record.
AUGCUUUCCUCUCUCUUCCCUGUGGGCCCGCAGGUGGCUCUGGCGACUGAGAUGGCAUCCCCUCUAAAGGGCCUAGGCCCUCUCUUGGCCCUGCUGUUUUCCCUAGGCGGGCUGCUUGUACACAGCCAGAACCUCUCCUGGAGGGAAUUCAUGAAACAGCACUACCUGAGCACAAGCUGGAAAUUGAGCGACUACAAAUGCAAUGAUCUCAUGAGGGAGAGAGAAGCUCCACAAGACAGGAACUAUCACAUCUUCAUCUAUACCUUUUGGCACAAAAUCGAGCAUAUUUGCCUCAGGAAGUGGAGAGACCGUUACAGAAAUGUAUAUAUAUGGGCCCAGCAUCCCUUCAAAAUACUCAAGUGCUACCAGGAGGGUAACCAAAAGAGCUACAGGGAGCACAGCAGCUACAGCUAUAUUGAAUUCCACUGUGGUGCAAACGGGUAUGUCGAUGGCAUAGAGGACAUCCAGCUGUUAGACAUCAAAAAAUAGAAAGUCUACCCACACCCCCAGGUUCGAGUAGCGUGUCCAGCACUUCCCAAGUGGGAGCCCCUGCCUACGUCAACAGCCCUUGCUACUCCUUCCUUUGCAUUUAUGUGCCAAUGUUUUCCAAUUACUUAGAGUUAUGCGUCAUCCCAUGCUUUCUUCCUAUCAAAACCACCUGCACGGUUUCUGUGCCCAGGAUACCCUUGUGCCCUCAUUUAUCUGACUUGCUCUUAUAGUUUGUUAAGAUUAAGCUCAUACGGUUUCUCUGUUUUACUGAACCAAGGACGUUCCUGAUAGUGACUCUCCUUAUACUGACCCAAGCUGAACGGUCUUCCCUUCCCUAAAUAGAGUAUGUCAUUCCAACAUGUGUGACAUUUAUAUAUGUUACGGGUUGUAUGAUUGGAGGAGUGAUACAGAUUAUGCUUGGAUACGAUGUGUGCAGAGUGUAAGUUUAAGGUGUGUGUCAUUGGACUCAUCCCUUAAACAAGUCUCUAAGGAAAUGCAUGCAUUUUAGAUAGGUUAAGGCAUUAUGUUUCUUGAGGAAUAAUAAAUCAAGUAGAAGAUAAUGGCAGAAAUGAGGUUAUCUGAUAAAAAUCAUUUUCACUAGGCAGACAUAUAGAGUGGGAUAUGGGACUUUAAAAUGUAACCUUCAAGAAUGGGUCUCAAGACUUAAAUUUUGUCGGAGGAAAGAGGAAGUAAAUUGCAGAAGGAACUGUUGAAGACACAAGUAAGUAACGUCCAUGAGAAUUCUGUUUGCUAAAUGGGGAAGAGAGACACAGAGAAAGAUAAACCGUCACUUCAUAUAAUUUUGCCUCGAACAGGUAUG